This is a messenger RNA of Sycon ciliatum, 1479 nucleotides long. Its product is annotated as WASH complex subunit 3-like. NCBI's taxonomy places the organism in Eukaryota, Metazoa, Porifera, Calcarea, Leucosolenida, Sycettidae. Gene Ontology annotation, cellular component: WASH complex. The transcript has a single exon. Bases 92 to 913 code for a protein of 273 amino acids. Gene Ontology annotation, biological process: actin filament polymerization; exocytosis. The record is from RefSeq and is a predicted model, not a curated record.
AGAAUACAGUACAGUCGACAGUAGCCCAGUUUUUGAUUUGGAGAGAGAAACCAAGUACUACAGUCUACACCGGUAAAGUUUCUUUUCAAGGAUGUUGGAAGAGGACAAAGUAAGGGGUCUGUCCCUCGUGGACGUCGGUGUGGACUACACCAAGGUGGAGCCAGUCCAACACAAGCGAACGUUGGCUUUCAUCAAUCAUUUUGCCAUACAUACCGUGCAUUUCCUGAACCGUUUUUCCAGUUCUUGUGAGGAGAAACUGUCAGCGGUAGAGGAGAGAAUACGGCGCAUGGAGGUCACAGUGAAUAUUCUGGACACGAAGCUCAGUUCUAUUGCAGGUCUGGAAUCCGUUACAGGCGAGCAGUACCAACCGCCCGCUUGCCUUGUAGCGGCUGGUAGUGCAACAGGCGCUCAGGCUGGCACGAGCUCUGCGCCUUCAGCACCCUCCACGCCAGCAACCAGCGCUAACAGCAAAACGACAACAGAUGGGUCUAGUAGUGUAGCGUCGGCUAGCAAAGCAUCUGACACAGCGGCACGAGCACCAGCCAGUAGUAGUACUGCACCACAAGCUGCUCCAAGUCGAGACAGUGACAGUGAUAGCGACUUUGAUGAUGACUCCUCAACUGCAACUGGUGCGACAGGCGCUGCUGUUUCGGCUACACCGAUCAGCAAGGACCCGAGGUAUAUGAAGUAUUUCAAUUUGAUCAAGAUUGGAGUUCCUGUAGCUGCAUUCCGUGCUAAGAUGGUUGCAGAAGGCCUUAAUCCUGAUCUCAUGGAAGAUCCGGAUGCGCCUGCUCCACCGGCUGGUGGGGCUGGGGGCGGUGGGGCACCGAAGGCUGUUGAUAGCGACGAUGAUGACGAGGAUGAUGACGAUGAUGAUGACGACGACGAUGAUGACGACGACGAGUAUGAUUGAACACUAUUAUUUUCCGUCAAGCGGUGAAAACUCCUAUUCUAUUGCGCUAAAGAAAGCAAGGCUGGUCCUUGCUAGCUUCUCCUACAGUAGUGGAAUGCAUCCUGCUAGGAGAUGAGCUGCUCGUACAUUCAAGCUGGUGGAUCUUGGUCAGUACACUGUUAUUUUGAAUUUUCAUUUAUAUGAUACGAAUAGUCAAUCUCUGAUAAAAUGAAUGGUUAGGUGUAGUACAAAGCGUGAUUACGAUACUUCUGCGGAUGGUUGUCUGGUGUAAAUAAAGCGGAACAUUACAUCCACACAACGGUCCCUUACACUAUAGCCAUGCUGACGCAUCAGUUUCAUUGACCAAUGCCCUACAUAGUGCGCUGCUGCCAUGUUUGCCUCCGGCAUGAUUGUGGGAGUAAGAAGGAUUGGGUUCCUACGCUACUACUAGGGUGUGCACAAAUACGGUAGUGUUCAACAGUUGCCACGGUUACAUGGGUAAUCAUGGUGCACUGUAAUAUACACAUUUAAUUUGAUUACUAUUGUUAUUAUUAUGAUGGUCAAGUAAAGCCAAUUUAGUAACCGAA